Messenger RNA from Lytechinus pictus (painted urchin), 842 nucleotides. RefSeq lists its product as uncharacterized. Bases 99 to 842 code for a protein of 247 amino acids. The transcript has 7 exons. The record is from RefSeq and is a predicted model, not a curated record. Gene Ontology annotation, cellular component: cell surface; extracellular region. Gene Ontology annotation, molecular function: signaling receptor binding. Lineage: Eukaryota; Metazoa; Echinodermata; Echinoidea; Temnopleuroida; Toxopneustidae. Gene Ontology annotation, biological process: anatomical structure development.
AACAGCUGAUUCUUCCAGUGUUCAUUCAAAAGAAAAGAACUGCAUGGUAUCAGAGGUUGUCAAGUUGAUUUCCGUAAGCAGACAGGGUGCAGAUUACGAUGGGGUUGUGGCAACGUUGCAUACCAAUAUUGCUUCUUGCAUCGGUGUUGCUUUCAACAUGCCAACUGUUAGUUAAGGCAGAAUCCCGUUUCUGCGAAGGAACAAAGAAGGUUAAACAAGAAGUGACUGAACGCAGUUUAUUGCCCUGUGUUGACCUCCGUGACCCCAAGGUCAAAGGUGAAGGGUGGAUUCUGGACAAGGACACACAGCCUUAUGAGGUGGAUGGUGUAACUCUCUGCCCUGUGUUGAGAUCUGGUCUGAAAGAGAGCAUUGUGCCAACGGUUGAAUGCUGCACUGGCUACCAAGGCCCUCUGUGUGAUGAAGCUGUCUGUACCCUUGGUUGUGCUAAUGGUGGGACCUGUGUAGCACCAGAACAGUGUGCCUGUCCGGCUGGCUUCCAGGGAUCCAGAUGUCAGUACUUCAUAGAUGUUCUGUCAGGAGCAAUGAAGGAGCAGCUUUUUAGUAUCAAUAAAAGAAGUGGAAAUGAUGUAAACAAUGGUGAUGAGAUGGAUGAUGAUAAUGAUGAAUCUUCAACACAUUCUUCCAAGGAAUCAAAGGAAAAGAGUGAUUCAAAAGAGUCCUCAAGACAUCACUCCAAAGAAUCAGAGGAAAGCGAAAGUGGUUCCCAAGAAUCCUCAAGACAUUCCUCCAAGGAAUCUAAGGAAAAGAGUGAUUUAAAAGAAUCCUCAAGACAUCAGUCCAAAGAAUCAAAGGAGAGCAAAAGAAUCAAAGGAAAAGAGUAA